UUUUGGUUACACUCAUUUAGUUGGAAGAAAUUAAAGCUCGACAAAAACUCGGGUACAAAAUUACAAAAAUGAAAACAUUUAUACUGAUUCUUCUUCUGGCAAUCGCCAGUAUAUGUCGAGCUGCUCCAUUUAUAAAUCCGUAUUUUCCUGAUCCUUACGGUAGAUACGGUUGGUACGGCGGCUAUGAGUAUGGUGGACCAUAUGGUUCUCCAUAUUACCCUUAUUAUGGUGGUUGGCCUUACUCUCCACUCAUUGGGGCCAGAAUAGGAGGAGGUGUUGGUGGUGGAGUAGGUGGCGGAGUUCAAGGUGGCGUAGGAGGUAGUAUUGGCGGUGGUAUUGGCGGCGGUAUUGGCGGUGGUAUUGGCGGUGGUAUUGGCGGCGGUGUUGCCGGUGGUAUUGGCGGUGGAGCCGGUGGUAGUAUUGGUGGUGGUGCUGGCGGUUACCUUGGUGGAGGAGUACAGGGUGGAGCUAGUGGAUACCUUGGCGGUGGAGUACAGGGUGGCACCGGUGGAUACCUUGGCGGUGGAGUGCAAGGUGGGGCCGGUGGAUACCUUGGCGGUGGAGUACAGGGUGGCGCUAGUGGAUACCUUGGUGGUGGAGCUCAGGGUGGGGCUGGUGGAUACGUAGGUGGUGGAGCACAAGGUGGGGCUGGUGGAUACCUUGGCGGUGGAGUACAGGGUGGGGCUGGUGGAUAUCUUGGCGGUGGUGUACAGGGUGGGGCUGGUGGAUACCUUGGCGGUGGUGUGAGUGGAGGUGCUGGUGGAGGAAUUGGUGGAGGUAUUGGGGGAGGAAUAGGCGGAGGAAUUGGUGGAGGAAUUGGUGGAGGAAUUGGUGGAGGAAUUGGUGGAGGAAUCGGUGGAGGAAUCGGUGGAGGAAUCGGUGGAGGAAUUGGUGGAGGAAUUGGUGGAGGUGGUGUUCUCUACCGUAGAACUGAUACCGACCAUGUCAGUCAUUCUUAUCCCUACAAAAAUAAUCACUCAAGACAUGGAUGA
This is a messenger RNA of Spodoptera litura, 992 nucleotides long. Lineage: Eukaryota; Metazoa; Arthropoda; Insecta; Lepidoptera; Noctuidae. The record is from RefSeq and is a predicted model, not a curated record.